AUGAAUAUUAUACUCUCACUUCCUAUCGAGCUUUUAAAUAAUGUAUUGUCGCGUUUGGACGAAGCAACUAUUUCUCGAUGUGCACUUGUUUGUAAAGCUUGGGAACUACCAGCGCGUAAAUUACAAUACACAACAUUGCAGUUGCAUGAUUGGAGAAUAUACUUGGCAAAGCAAAAUUUAGCAAAAAGAGAUGGCGAGCAAGCUGACUAUUUCAAAAACUGUGUUCACAUAAAAGAGCUGGUGAUAGCCGACGCAUGUGUCAACAAAUUUAGACGCCAUUCUAUUCGAGAUUAUAGAGGAUAUACCGUGAUUGAAAAAUGCUCAUUUACAAAAGAAGAGUUUCUCCAGCUUUUGGAGUACGCAUCUAAUGUAGAAAGAAUAAAUUUGUCUCAAACUCAAUUUUUUGAAAAUUACCUGACGUAUCUUCAUACGACAGACCUUACGAACACCUUGAGCCGUCUACAAAAUAUUUCGCUUACUACAAAUCGAGUUUUCACAAAGGAACUUCUUGACCUGUACUUUUCCGUCUGUUACAAGUAUCGCUCGAGUAUUACUGAAUUGAAAUUGGAACAUAGACAUAGAGUAACGGUAUUGAACUCUCAAAGUGACAAGACACUCACCUUUUUAAGUCAUUUCCCGGCCUUAACACACUUGCGUUUAAUCAACUUUUACGAUCCUAAAAUGGAAAUAUUUGAUCUCCACCAGGCUUGCUCCAAUUUAGCUUCAUUGGAAUUCACCAGCCAAAACGAUUUCCUUGAUAAGAUGCCAGACAAUUUCGAUCAUGACAAGUUUCAUAUGACAUUGAAAAAUCUACGUCUUUUCGUUCCAACCAUACCAAAGAACUAUCUCAUGCACACCUACACUCAACUUGACAGUUUACAUAUGGAGUCACUUAAGCUAAAUCUUUAUGACUGGGUAAAUGAAGUUGGCUUGGAUACGGCUUUAGAACUUGUAGCGCUACUUGGUACAAUUAGAGUCGUCACUCUUACUUUCUCGGACCAUAUUAUAAAAAAGAAGAAGGAAUUAACUAGUGCGUAUGGCUCGACUUUUAAUACCCCAAAAGGAUCAGUACAGACGGUCUUCUUCAACUUGCUUGCUGCGUUUAAAGGAAACCACGAACCAAUAUACUGCAGGGCUAAUUAUGAUUCAAAAAAGAAGGACAAUAGCAUGUCUAAGAAUUCAGACGCCAGUUUGAGUUAUAACUUUCACUUGAAUGAUUCCAAAGACUCCGGAUAUACCUGUCAAAGCUUACCAACUGCUAGUCGAUAUACAAAGGAAGCCGCUUUAUUUGAUAACACAUCAUUUGCAAUUCAACCCGACAUUGUGAACAGUUUAUCCAUUCGGUUAUAUGAAUAUAUCUUUCGUUUUAAAAGCACAUACAAGAACGAUGUGGACCAAAAUAUUAUGAUCAGCCCAAGUCUUAAUCCAGACGACUGGAAUAUGCCUAGUAAAAACGCGUUUGGAAAUAUAUCUGAUAAGAUGAAGGUGAUCCAAUGUGUCGACUAUGUACCUGAUAUGUAUGGAUUAUCGAAGAUUUUCCCAAAUAUUGAGUGCUGUGUUGUUGGUGCUUCGCCAUUGCCGCAAUCAGACGAUGCGAUCUAUGAUUCUGUAGAUGUUACACCAUUGGAAAACAUGAGAACACUCUAUUACCGUGUUAGAAGGAGAUUUCCGCUUUAUUAUUACACAAUGUAUGAACGGAUUACUGUAAAUUAUGACGACGGUGAUACAGCUCAUUUUUAUUUAAAAGAAGAUAGAUCGGUGCAAGAUCAUGAAUUCAUAGCUUAUAACCCAAAAGUUCGGUAUGAAUAUGGAUCAGAAAUAUCAGACUUUUUUGAAGAUUACCGAGAAGACGAAAGGAUCUUUAAGUCGUAUCUGACAAUCGAAUGUAGCAAGAACACCAAUAUCGUUUUCUUUUAUUCCUCAGAGGAUGCGCUUGUAGAGAUUGAAAAAGGCAAACUUUUAGAUUACUUUACGUGGAAUUACAAUGACUAUAAAAAUAGGGUUUUGAUGGCUCGCAAAAAGGACUCCCGUGUAUCACCACAAGGAGGUCAAAACACCAUGUUCUCAAUCUAUGAACGUUCUACCCCUUGGGGUUUCACUUAUUUAUUGACCAAUUCCGACUUACACGACGAGGGACCCAUUUCUUCCAAACUCAGGAGUGCACAACCGGCAAGUAGAAUGUUGCUUUCGAAUCACCAAAAGACAGCUCCUACUCUUAAGCUAGGGCACCUGAAAUAUGCUCCAAACGAACCAGCUUCUUUAAGCGAUGAAGUGUCUGUAGCGGACUAUGAAGACUGA
This is a messenger RNA of Mucor mucedo, 2298 nucleotides long. RefSeq lists its product as uncharacterized. Bases 1 to 2298 code for a protein of 765 amino acids. Gene Ontology annotation, molecular function: protein binding. The transcript has 4 exons. NCBI's taxonomy places the organism in Eukaryota, Fungi, Mucoromycota, Mucoromycetes, Mucorales, Mucoraceae. The record is from RefSeq and is a predicted model, not a curated record.